GCGACUUUGACUGUAGACUACCAAUCAAGUUGUAGUUCGCGAUUGUAGACUACCAAUCACAGGCCUCGGAUCCUUCAACACAUGUUGUCAAAGAAGAGCUCUAGCAUCUUAUUUAUGUCUUUAUUUUAUUAUUAUUUACAACUUUGUGGUUAAGCAUCUUUGAUGGGCAUAACAUUAAGAGGAUUUCAUGCGAAAGUAAGAAAAAGUGCACCUUGAUAUGGCGAGGCCAGUCAUCCGUCUUCAAAACCACACUGCUCCAGAGGGUCGUCAGCAGGCCUUAUUGGUGGCGACAAAUGGGGCCCGUGACUGCAGAAACAGGAGAAUGAGUUUUCGUCUUCCCCCUCCUCAGCUGCUCUGUGAUUCCACUGCACUGGCCCAUGCUGAAAGAGCACUACGUACUGAAGGGAUAAGAGCACCAUCACGACAGCAGUGUCUGGGGAAGAGGGUGCUACCCUUUGGCCAGUAUCUCAACGCACCAUCUCACUGGCUUGUGUCAAAUGAUCUGGGCUACAUGAAGUAUUUGAUCGACAAGCACAGAGAAGAACUCUCUUAAAUGGAAAGGGGCAAGCACAAAAUCAGUGGAUAAAAGACCACCUGACAGAGUAUGCAGAGAGCUUUCCAGAAGUUUCAAUCGCCCUGGAAGCCAACAUCCACCGAUGUGUUUACGGACAGAAAGGGUUUGAGAGCCAUAGCUUCCAGGAGAUGUGGGAGCUCUACAGCCAGUAUUCUGCACAGAAGGACAGGCCUGGUGAUUUUGGUACGAGUCAGAGGGAAACAGUACAGAAGGCAUACAGCUCUGUUAGCCGGUGGCUAAAUACACCUAUAACACACAUCACCAGUGUGCAGAUGAAAAGAUUUAGAAAAUACAUUUAGGACAAGAAGACACAAAAGUCAAGCUCUUCAAUCAGUGACCCCUCAUGGCUGGAUGAUACCCACUUGUUGGAGGUGAUCAAAUCUGAGCCCAUGGCUUCCACAGCAUCAUAAGCAGCCUCAGCAUCAUCUGCAGCCCCAGCUUUAUGCGCAGCCACAUCCACGCCUUCAAAGAAGUCCUCCUCCACACCUUCAAAGAAGUCCACACCUGCAUCAAAGAAGUCAUCCACAGCCACGGUCCCAGUAGUACCCAGUAGUAACUCCCCAGUCGAGCUGGAGGGCUGGGUGUGACUGUGGGAAAAUCCCAAUGGCAUUCCACCAGCUGAUCUUUCCUGGGUGAAGGAUGACACAGAGCGUGGACUCUUUGGCCCCAUUCAGGUGUAUCGUGACAAUGCUGGGGUAUUGAAGAGGCGGCGAGUACUAAAAUCAGACCACGUGUGGUUUUACCCUCCAGAACCUCCAGGCUACAUCAGUGGUACUGUGCCAACUCCACAUCUCUUCUUUCGCGGUCACAUCUUUGUGUGGCGGCCUGUUGGAGUUUGAAAAUACUCACUGAAGUGUCCUCGAGGAGAAGAAUGUGUGGGUCAAGGUAUAAACGUGUACCUCUACAAAUCAGGCUACCAUACCAAGGUUCGUCAUGUUUGUGACGUUUCCGGCUGGUACUGUAUAUUAAAAGAGGUCCUGUGCUACGGCCCAUGUACAAAAGCAGCCAGGGGUGGUGGUAGUUGAGAUGGUGGUCUAGUGGGUUAAACCACUGAACUGGUUAAUCAAAGGUUGCUGGUUCGAUCCCAGCAGCCACCACCAGUGUGUCCUUGAGCAAGACACUUUACUCCAUGUUGCUCCAGGGCGAUUGUCCCUGUAAUAAGUGCACUGUAAGUCGCUUUGGAUAAAAGCGUCUGCCAAAUGACUAAAUGUAAAUGUAAAUGGUAGUUGAAAGGUGGGCAGGUGGUUGGCGUGGGAUUCUGCCAACUCAGUGAGGCUCACCAAGGCAUGUUUCCUGUUAUUCUGACAGACAAGCGUGGUGUGGACAAAAAUGUGGUGCGGCUUUUGAGGGACCGGACUGAAGGGAACACCAUGGUUAAAGUGUGGCGUCAAAUUCAGGAGAAUCAUGUUGAGGAGUAUCUCCACAGGAAAGACCUUUACACUACACUCCUCAUGACUCUCCUGAAGCCUGGGGAAAUUGUGUCGGCCUUAGGACACACGUUUGAGGCUCCACCUCCUCAAAGAGAGCUUCCCUCUGCUCGCCUGCUUCGCCAUGCUUUCCUUCUGGCGGAGGCCAACAACGUACAGGACUACAGGAACCAGAUUCUCUCCACUUUUGGCAAUGUGCUAAAGAUGGACUCCACUAAAAAGGAGGAUGCCUGUAGCCCCAACCCGCUGCCUGGAUUCCAGCAGCUGGAUAAUUUCUGUUCUCUGCUUGUGGAGAUUGGCAAGACUGAGAAUAGGCUGAGCCUGAUGACAGAGCAAAGGAACAGGCUCGUUGCCGCAUGGCACGCUGUAAUGGAACAUGACAAGCAACCACAGAAGUUUCAUCAGCUGUACAGAACACACUGGGGUAACACGUUGUAUUGCCACACAAAGAGGGACGAUCUUGCUGAUGCUGCUGUGAUUCAGCGGGUCAAGAUGGCCAAACGCUACGCACCGGCUCAUGAUCGCUGGUGCCGUGCAGCUACACCGUUUUAAAAACACCGUUUUUAUUGUUAUAUAUAUAUAAUGCCGACUAUUGUUCAUUUUAUAAAGUUUAUAUGUGUAUCUUCUGUUAAAUCAACAAAAAUAUAGGAUAUUGUAUAUAUUGCCUUUAAUAUAUAUUUUCUAUGUCACUUACCUAUUUUAUACCUGAUAUAAAUGUGAUGCUUGUCUUGAAUAUGGCAUUUUAUUUAAUUCCAGUUAUAUUUUA
Molecule: messenger RNA, 2767 nt
Organism: Triplophysa dalaica
Lineage: Eukaryota; Metazoa; Chordata; Actinopteri; Cypriniformes; Nemacheilidae
Exons: 8
Coding region: 1861-2553 (230 amino acids)
Source: RefSeq, a predicted model, not a curated record